AUGGCUGAUUUACCUUUUGCGAGAGUGAAUCCCGGAAGACCAUUUCUUAAAUGUGGAACUGACAUUUCAAGACCAUUCUUGAUCAGCCCUAGACGUGGUAGAGGAGUUAAACCACUGAAAAUGUACGUAUGUGUGUUUGUAUGCUUUGCAACGAAAGCCGUCCAUUUAGAACUUGCCAGUGACCUUAGUGCUCAGGCAUGCAUUGCAGCUCUGAAACGAUUCAUAGGACGACGAGGAAAGCCCGCUGAAAUAUUCAGUGAUUGUGGAACGAACUUUAUCGGUGCAAAGAAUUACUUAAAAGCGUGUACGAUGGAGGCACUUGGUACUUACUUGACCAACGAAGGCGUUAAAUGGACAAUGAAUGUUCCAUCAGCCCCUCAUUUUUGA
Stegodyphus dumicola is the source of this 387-nucleotide messenger RNA. RefSeq lists its product as uncharacterized. Lineage: Eukaryota; Metazoa; Arthropoda; Arachnida; Araneae; Eresidae. The record is from RefSeq and is a predicted model, not a curated record.